AUGUCUUCACUGAAGGUGACCCCCUUUGUUAUCUGCAUUGCUGCUAUUAUGGUCAUCAUUCUCGUCGGUAGCGCUGAUUCGAAUCCACAAAUUGAUAUCCUGGGUGGUUAUGAUCUGCUCGGGGUCUGCAUCAACAACUGCGCCCAGUGCAAGAAGAUGUUCGGCGAAUAUUUCGAAGGUCAUCUGUGCGCCGAAUCAUGCAUCCAAUUUAAGGGCAAAAUGGUUCCGGACUGUGAAGACAUCAACUCGAUCGCUCCAUUUUUGACCAACCUCAACUAA
Ochlerotatus camptorhynchus is the source of this 279-nucleotide messenger RNA. RefSeq names its product eclosion hormone-like. The coding region runs from base 1 to 279 and encodes 92 amino acids. Gene Ontology annotation, biological process: ecdysis, chitin-based cuticle; neuropeptide signaling pathway. The record is from RefSeq and is a predicted model, not a curated record. NCBI's taxonomy places the organism in Eukaryota, Metazoa, Arthropoda, Insecta, Diptera, Culicidae. Gene Ontology annotation, molecular function: ecdysis-triggering hormone activity. The transcript has 2 exons.